Molecule: messenger RNA, 2157 nt
Organism: Strongyloides ratti
Lineage: Eukaryota; Metazoa; Nematoda; Chromadorea; Rhabditida; Strongyloididae
Product: Peptidase M14, carboxypeptidase A domain and Proteinase inhibitor, carboxypeptidase propeptide domain and ShKT domain and Proteinase inhibitor, propeptide domain-containing protein
Exons: 4
Coding region: 1-2157 (718 amino acids)
Biological process (GO): proteolysis
Molecular function (GO): zinc ion binding; metallocarboxypeptidase activity
Source: RefSeq, a predicted model, not a curated record
AUGUCUAAGAGACGUCUUUUCCUGUUUGGAACAUGUUUCAUAGUUGUCAAGGAUAAUUUUAAUUUUGCGCCAUCAUAUUUUAUUCAUAUAGUUAUUUUUAUAUUCAAUUGGAUAAAGCUUUUAUUUAUUAAUGUUUUAUAUAAUUAUUUAAAAUUGAUUUUAGAUUUUGAAUAUAUAUAUAUGAAUAGUAUACGACUACUUUUUUUUAUAUUAUCAUUUUUAUUAUAUAGUUAUUGUAAUAGAUUUAAUUAUAUAAAAAAUGACAAAAAGCUAGAAAUAAUUUCUUCAAAUACAUGGAAAGUAAUUCGUGUUUUUCCAGAAAAUGAUAAACAACAACAAUUUAUUCUUGAAUUAUUCAAGAAAUCAACAGAACUAGAGUUAAAUUUUUGGAAAGCACCAUAUUUGUAUCUUGACUUUUCUGAUAUUAUGGUUCCACCAUCAAAGACAUUCUUUAUUAAUGAUUUAUUUAUAAAAAAUAACAUUAGCUAUAUAACAUUAAUCAAUGAUGUUGAAAAAAAGAUUCAUGAAAAAGAAAGAAAAUCACGAUUGAACGUUACUUUAACAGGAAAUAAUGAAGUAGAUUCAUUUUUAAAAUCAAGACUAAAAGACGAUAUAUUUAAAUCAUUUAAUAAGGCAAAAUAUUCUUUUGGUGAAUAUACUGAUUAUAAUGAUAUAAUAAGAUGGUUAAAUGACAUUGAAUAUCAUUACCCACAAAUUUCUAAAGUUUUUACAAUAGGAAAGACACAUGAAGGAAGAGAUAUUAAAGGUAUUAAAAUUGGUGAUCCUAUAGAAAAUUCAAAUAAAAGAGGUGUCUGGAUUGAUGGUGGUAUGCAUGCCAGAGAAUGGGCAGCAGUCCAUACAGCAUUAUGGUUUAUAGAACAAUUAAUAACAAAAUAUAAUGUUGAUAAACAAAUAACCGAUUAUGUUAAAACAUUAAAUUUUUAUAUUUUACCUGUUGCUAAUCCUGAUGGGUUUGAAUAUACCAAGUCAGAUAUUACACCUACAGUCAGGUUAUGGAGAAAAAAUAGAGGUGAGGAAAUUUGUAAAAAAGAUAAAUGGAAAAGAUUAAAAUGUUGUAGUGGAGUUGAUUUAAAUAGAAAUUUUGAUUUUCAUUGGGCUGAAUCAGGUUCGUCUGAUGAUUUAUGUUCUGACAUCUAUCAGGGAAAAAGUGUUUUUAGUGAACCAGAAUCUCGGGCUAUUAGAGAUAAAUUAUUAAGUUCUGAAUUGUAUGGAAAAAUAGAUGCAUUUAUUAGUUUACAUACAUAUUCACAAAUGUGGAUUCAUCCUUUUAAUCAUCAAAGACAUUCUUUUCCAUAUGAUAUAAAUGAUUUAAGAAAAGUUGGAGAAGCUGGAGUUAAAGCAAUUGAAAAAGUAUAUGGAACUAAAUUUAAAUUUGGUACUGGUGCUGAUAUUUUAUAUCCUUCUGCAGGAGGUUCUGAUGACUGGGCAAAAGAUAAAGCUAAAGUUAAAUAUGUUUAUUUGUUAGAAUUAAGGCCUGGUGAAGAAGAAUGGGAAGGUUUUCUUUUAGAUAGAUCUCAAUUAAUUCCUACAGGAAAAGAAACAUGGGAAGGUGUUAAAGUUGUAAUUGAUGCUGUUCUUGAAGAAUCAAAAGCAAAAACAAUUUCAACAAAUGUUAAUAUAGGAGUUAGUAAUCAACAGGUUUCCCAAAAAAUAAGUAAUAAUUUAUCUUCAAGAGUAAAACCUCAAUUUGUUCGAUUAGGAAAUACGCAACGUGUAAUUGGAUCCGUUGAAUCAAAUAGUAACAAACCAGUUAAUAAAAUUUUAUCGACAGGUGUAUCAUUAAGAACUGGAUUACAUAGACAAGUACAGGAAGUACGUGAUCGUCAACUUCAGGCAAGAAAACUUUUUGAAGAAAAACAAAAGCAACGUGAAUUACAACAAAGAAUGUUUUUAGAAGAAAGAAGAAAGCUUAUUGAAGAAAAACAACGUAAAGAAAUGGAACAAAGGCAAUUCAAUGAAAGACAAAAUAAUCUACGUCAACAAAUUAAUUCUUUCUCAACUUCUCAGUCUCAAACUGUUGGUUGUUAUGAUAAAUCAUCAUGGUGUAGUCAUUGGAUACAACAAGCUCCAUCAAUAUGUCAGACAUCUCAUAUCUACAUGUUUCGGGAUUGUGCUCGUUCAUGUAAUUUUUGUUGA